GGUAUUCUAUGGUUGAAGAUUGUGGAAGAUCCUUUUAGUCAUUGUUGCUUUACUGAACAAACAUGCAGUUACACAUUAGAGGGGAUCGUACGACUAUCGUCGAAUCAAACGAAGAUGCAACUAUUGGGGAGAUAAAGAGAAAAAUAGUGCAGUUGGAGGGUGCUGCCAACACAGAAUUCAAUUUAUAUUGUUCUGGCAUUUUGUUAGGAAAUGAAACAUUAGUUGGAGAACUUGCCUCAAAUUCUCUAGAAUUAACAGUUUCUCUUCCUGGAGGUAAAGUGCACGGAUCUUUAGCUCGUGCUGGGAAAGUAAAAGCACAAACUCCAAAGGUAGAAAAGCAGGAGAAAAGCAAAAAGAAAACUGGUCGAGCCAAACGACGAAUUCAGUAUAAUCGAAGAUUCGUGAAUGUUGUUCAAACUUUUGGCCGUCGACGUGGACCAAAUGCUAAUUCUAAUUCAUAAGUAUAAAUGUAUAUAUCACGUUUCGUGAUCAUGAAA
Colletes gigas is the source of this 497-nucleotide messenger RNA. RefSeq lists its product as uncharacterized. Bases 63 to 461 code for a protein of 132 amino acids. Gene Ontology annotation, biological process: translation. Gene Ontology annotation, molecular function: structural constituent of ribosome. The record is from RefSeq and is a predicted model, not a curated record. Lineage: Eukaryota; Metazoa; Arthropoda; Insecta; Hymenoptera; Colletidae. Gene Ontology annotation, cellular component: cytosolic small ribosomal subunit; ribosome. The transcript is spliced from 5 exons.